CCUUGGAGAUCCUUUGUUAGAGCUAGGUUACUGCCUGGUUUCUGGACCCAACUGUUUUCAUUCUAGAGGCUUCCCGACAGCCACUGUUGGUUUACCUGAAGCUCAGAUGAUGGCAUCAGACAGAACCUCUCCAUUACCAGGACCAGAUAUGGCCAUGAACCCUGGUGCUGGCCUGCCCCCUUUCACUUCCAUUCCCUUUGCCCCACCGACUCCCGUGCCACCAGACCCACCCCUCUGGGAGCCAUCACCACAGCCCCCCAUACCUCCUGCAUUCUCUCCAGGCAGUCCUCUGCUCCUUUCUGCUUUCCCCAGCCCAUUGUUAAUGACAGGAGAAGGAGGCUCUGGCCCUAGUGUGGCUGGAACUGGCCAGGUCAUUGUCAAAGUCAAGACAGAAGUGGGGCCAGCUGAGCCCUCUCAAAGUCAGAACCUUAUAGUGACCCAGACAGCCCUGAACUGGAUUACCUCAGGGGCUCCCUGUGGGGGCCAGGAGGGGCCUCCUCCUUAUGUGACAAGCUCUAAUAUGAAGACCACUGUGCCUACUGUGGCUGUGGGAGUGAGCCAGGAGGGCCCUGCAGGUCUUCCUCUGCAGGCUCUACCACCAACUGCCCAACUGGCUCCCAUUGUGCCCCUGGAAAAGUCUUGGCCAGGAACACAAGCUGCAACCAUGGAAGGAGGUCCAGUGGCUGCCCGGAAGCCCUCACAAGGUGACCUUGCCUAUGCUUCCAAGGGUGUUUAUGAGAACUAUCGUCGCUGGCAGCGCUACAAAGUCUUGGCCCGGACUCACCUAUCCCACAGUCCUGAUGCAGAAGCUCUUUCCUGCUUUCUUAUUCCAGUGCUUCGUUCCCUGGCCCGACUGAAGCCUACAAUGACCCUGGAGGAGGGGCUGCCGAGGGCUCUGCAGGAGUGGGAGCGUACCAGCAACUUUGACCGGAUGAUCUUUUAUGAGAUGGCAGAGAAGUUCAUGGAGUUUGAGGCGGAGGAGGAGAUGCAGAUACAGAACACACAGAUGAUGAAUGGUUCCCCGGGGCUGUCCCCUGUAACCCCUUUGAAACUUGAUCCAGGACCUCUGGCCCCUGAGGCUUGCCAGCAGCCAGUGUACAUCCCCAAGAAGGCAGCCUCUAAAACACGGGCUCCCCGCCGGCGGCAGCGCAAACCCCAGAGGGCUCUGGUUCCUGAGGCACCCAAAGAGAUCCCACCAGAAGCUGUGCGAGAAUACAUUGACAUCAUGGAUGGUCUGAUGGGGAGUCACUUGGACACUAGGAAGACAGAGGAGGAAGAGGGGCAGCUGGAGGAUGCAGGGAUGUAUCCAGAUCCAAGUCUUCUGAGCUACAUUGAUGAACUAUGUUCUCAGAAAGUCUUUGUCUCCAAGGUGGAGGCGGUCAUUCACCCUCAAUUUCUGGCAGACCUGCUGUCACCAGAGGAGCAGAGAGAUCCUUUGGCUUUAAUUGAAGAAUUAGAGCAAGAAGAAGGACUUACUCUUGCCCAGCUGGUCCAGAAACGACUCCUGGCCUUGGAGGAGGAAGAUGCACAGGCACCUCCAAGUUGCAGCGGAGCUCAGUCAGACUCAAGUCCUUCUGUUUCUGAUGAAGAUGAAGAUGGGGGUCGGAGGCCUCGGCCCUCACCUGGGCUUCUGGGGGCUGUGGGCACUGUUCACAAUGGAAAAUCUGCUUCUCCAGGCAAGCAGGCAAGAGAAAUGUAUGGUGGGCAGGAACAAGCCCUAGGUGGUGGUCCAAGGGGGAUUCUCAGGGAUGGAAACACUCUGCCAUCCUCUAGCAGCUGGGACCUGCAGCUAGAACUUGCAGCUUCACAGGGAAUGCAAGUACCCUUAGGUGUGGAGAGAAAAGGGUCUGGGAAGGUUAUAAAACAUCUAUCUGCACAUAAUGAUGGCCACCUGGGAGGUACUGGGUCCUCAGGGCACUACCCAGUGGCACAUAGAGAUUCAGAGUCUUUACUUUUUUGUUGGCAAGAAGGUCCCCAGGCCAUAAGAGCUUCUAAUUUGGAUGUUGGACUUACAGAGCCAGUUCCUCUCCAAGGACUUGGAUUAGAUAACCAGGCCUUGGGGUUGCAGAUAGGACAACAGAUACGGGGAGUAGGGGUGCUUACUCAAGGGAAAGAACCUUCAGCAGUGUCCCAGGAAGGCUCUUCAAGGGCCAUGUGGAGAGAUGACAGAGGUCCUGCCAUGGUUCAGAGUUUUGAUCAGAACCAUUCCCCUGGAAUAGUUGGCAACCUGGACAGGGUUUCUCUCAGCCUUGAUCAGAACCAUUCCCCUGGAAUAGUUGGCAACCUGGACAGGGUUUCUCUCAGCCCAGAACUGUGGCUGAGCAGUGAUAUGGACGCUGUAUGCAUAGAGUUUCCCUUACAAAUCGAAAGGGUCAUGGGAAGCACACAAGAUGAGGUGUGUAUAAGGACGGACCAGGCACUGAGUUCCAGAAACAGUGUUUCCCCAAGUCCUAGAAAAACCACAGUGCCAGAGGAUGUGGGGAACACUGUGGUUCCCUGUGGAGGCACAGAUGUGACAGCUGUCCUAGAAAAGAGAAACUCCUGUAGUUUGCCAGGAUCUUUGAUGGCCCUGGGGUCCAAAGAAAAUCAAGAGCUCAGCCCUGAGACUAUACAGGAUCCCAGUGACCUGUGGGCUGAGGGUUGCUCCCCACUGCUAGAAACAUUUGACACCUCCACACUGGGGUCUCCCAAAGAUACCCUGAUCCCCACAGGCCAAGACAAUCUCCUUAUUCUUGGGACCCAGGAUAGCCUCUCUUUUCCCCAGGUUAGGCAAGAGGCAGAGAGCAGAGGUAAUCUACUCUUUCCUCUGUUGGAAAACAUAGAACAUGUUAACAUACUAGACAUUAGAAAUGACAGUGGCCCCCAACCAGGGGUCAGCAAGGAUUCCUGCUCACCAAAUUUUAAUUCUUAUAACCUGCAAGGAGAGGGCAGAGAAGAUACUGUUUCCUCCAAACCUAUUGACCUUGUUCUUUUACAAGGCAACCAAGGAUCUUACCCACUCGAGACCAGCAAAUCAACAUCUGGCCAGGGCCUGAGAAGUACUUCCCCUAGAGGGGGAGUCAGAGGCACUUUAGUACUGAGAGAAAUCUCGACUAGAGAAACACGAUACUCAGCAGAUAGUGCCAGAGCAAAUGAGAAAGAGGAGGAAGAGGAUGAAGAACUCUCUAACUUUGCUUAUCUUUUGGCUUCAAAACUUAGCCUCUCUUCAGGAGGGCUUCCCUUCAGUACUCAUCAGGCCUCUGGAGGUCAGGGCAUCCAGAAAACAUCUCACCCCUCUGCUGAAAUAGAUGACCUUAGCCAACCUUCUCCCCUUCCACACACAUCUGGGAAGCAAGUCCUACUUAGGAGUCCAGCUACUGCUGUAGAGAGACCCCAGCCUGGGAGUUCUGGGAAAAAACCUCUUGCUCUAGGAAUAAUGCAGCUCCCUCAGCCUCGUAAAAGGCGGCGUGACGGUUUUGUCACGAGCAAAAGGAAGAAACGACGUCGUAGCCAGUAGAAGCAGAGGGCUAUCCUGCUCCACCUAGCAGCACCCAAAGUGGGG
Messenger RNA from Phodopus roborovskii (desert hamster), 3541 nucleotides. RefSeq names its product NUT midline carcinoma family member 1 (gene Nutm1). Bases 107 to 3496 code for a protein of 1129 amino acids. The transcript has 7 exons. The record is from RefSeq and is a predicted model, not a curated record. Lineage: Eukaryota; Metazoa; Chordata; Mammalia; Rodentia; Cricetidae.